Molecule: messenger RNA, 2886 nt
Organism: Kogia breviceps (pygmy sperm whale)
Lineage: Eukaryota; Metazoa; Chordata; Mammalia; Artiodactyla; Physeteridae
Gene: MAP4K2
Product: mitogen-activated protein kinase kinase kinase kinase 2
Biological process (GO): intracellular signal transduction; protein phosphorylation
Cellular component (GO): cytoplasm
Molecular function (GO): ATP binding; MAP kinase kinase kinase kinase activity
Source: RefSeq, a predicted model, not a curated record
CCCGCCGGGCGCCGGGCCAUGGCGCUGCUGCAGGAUGUGUCGCUGCAGGAUCCGCGGGACCGCUUCGAGCUGCUGCAGCGCGUGGGGGCCGGGACCUAUGGCGACGUCUACAAGGCCCGCGACACGGUCACGUCCGAACUGGCCGCGGUCAAGAUAGUCAAGCUAGACCCAGGGGACGACAUCAGCUCCCUUCAGCAGGAAAUCACCAUCCUGCGUGAGUGCCGCCACCCCAAUGUGGUGGCCUAUAUUGGCAGCUACCUCAGGAAUGACCGCUUGUGGAUCUGCAUGGAGUUCUGCGGAGGGGGGUCCCUGCAGGAGAUUUACCACGCCACCGGGCCCCUGGAGGAACAGCAGAUUGCCUAUGUCUGCCGAGAGGCACUGAAGGGGCUGCACCACUUGCAUUCUCAGGGGAAGAUCCACAGAGACAUCAAGGGAGCCAACCUUCUCCUCACCCUCCAGGGAGAUGUCAAGCUGGCUGACUUUGGGGUGUCAGGCGAGCUGACGGCGUCUGUGGCGAAGAGGAGGUCUUUCAUUGGAACUCCAUACUGGAUGGCCCCGGAGGUGGCCGCCGUGGAGCGCAAAGGUGGCUACAAUGAGCUGUGUGACAUCUGGGCCCUGGGCAUCACUGCCAUCGAGCUGGGCGAGCUGCAGCCCCCUCUCUUCCACCUGCACCCCAUGAGGGCCUUGAUGCUGAUGUCAAAGAGCAGCUUCCAGCCGCCGAAGCUGAGAGACAAAACUCGCUGGACCCAGUAUUUCCAUCACUUCCUCAAGCUUGCCUUGACCAAGAACCCCAAGAAGAGGCCAACAGCAGAGAAGCUCCUGCAGCACCCCUUCACGACCCAGCAGUUGCCUCGGGCUCUCCUCACACAGCUGUUGGACAAGGCCAAUGACCCCCACCUGGGAACCCCCUCCCCAGAAGACUGUGACCUGGAGACUUACGACAUGUUUCCCGACACCAUUCACUCCCGGGGGCAGCACGGCCCAGCCGAGAGGACCCCCUCGGAGAUCCAGUUUCACCAGGUGAAAUUUGGUGCCCCACGAAGGAAGGAAACAGACCCACUGAACGAGCCGUGGGAAGAGGAGUGGACCCUGCUGGGAAAGGAGGAGCUGAGCUCGAGCCUGCUGCAGUCAGUCCAGGAGGCCCUGGAGGAAAGGAGCCUGACCAUCCGGCCAGCCUUGGAACUCAGGGAGCUGGACUCCCCAGAUGACACCGUAGGAACCAUCAAGAGGGCCCCGUUCUUGGAGCCAUCCCCCACUGAGCCUCCAGCUGAGGACCUUCAAUCCAACCUCCUAGGAACCGCACCUGCACCUCUCCCAGGCCCUGACAGCCCCCCGCUGCUCUCCACUGCCUGGGCCACCGUGAAGCACCGGGAUGAUCAUGAGAGGUCAUCCUGCCGUGGGCUCCCCCCGACCCCCAAGGUGCACAUGGGUGCCUGCUUCUCCAAGGUCUUCAAUGGCUGCCCCCUGCGGAUCCACGCUGCUGUCACCUGGAUUCACCCUGUCACCCGGGACCAGUUCCUGGUGGUGGGGGCCGAGGAAGGCAUCUACACCCUCAACCUGCAUGAGCUGCAUGAGGAUACGCUGGAGAAGCUGAUUUCACACCGCUGCGCCUGGCUCUACUGCGUGAACAACGUGCUGCUGUCACUCUCAGGGAAAUCCACGCACAUCUGGGCCCACGACCUCCCAGGCUUGUUUGAGCAGCGGCGGCUACAGCAACAGGUCCCCCUCUCCAUCCCCACCAAUCGCCUCACUCAGCGCAUCAUCCCCAGGCGCUUUGCCCUCUCCACCAAGAUUCCUGACACCAAAGGCUGCCUGCAGUGUCGUGUGGUGCGGAAUCCCCACACAGGCAGCACCUUCCUGCUGGCCGCGCUGCCCACCAGUCUGCUUCUGCUGCAGUGGUAUGAGCCGCUGCAGAAGUUCCUGCUGCUGAAGAACUUCUCCAGCCCCUUGCCCAGCCCAGCAAGGAUGCUGGAGCCGCUGGUGCUGGAUGGGAAGGAGCUACCGCAGGUGUGCGUGGGGGCCGAGGGCCCCGAGGGGCCCGGCUGCCGCGUCCUGUUCCACGUCCUGCCGCUGGAGGCUGGCCUGACCCCGGACAUCCUCCUCCCACCCGAGGGGCUUCCGGGCUCAGCCCAGCAGGUGAUCCAGGUGGACAGGGACACAGUCCUAGUCUGCUUUGACCGCUGCGUGAGGAUCGUCAACCUGCUGGGCGAGCCCACGGCGACCCUGGCGCCUGUGCUGACCUUUGACUUCGCCAUUGAGACUGUGGUGUGUCUGCAGGACAGUGUGCUGGCCUUCUGGAGCCAUGGGAUGCAAGGCCGCAGCCUGGACACUAAUGAGGUGACCCAGGAGAUCACAGACGAGACAAGGGUCUUCCGAGUGCUUGGGGCCCACAGAGACAUCAUCCUUGAGAGCAUUCCCACCGACAAGCCGGGGGCUCACAGCAACCUCUACAUUCUCACGGGCCAUCAGAGCAGUUACUGAGCCAGUGGGCCGGCCUGGCCAGGGGCAUCCCGCGCCCGCCCCAGGCCUUAGCGGCAGUUCUUUUAGGGAGAGGGGCCCCUCCCAGAUCAGAGGAGCCCAGGCCCCGGCUCUGCUGGCCUGAAGGGCAGAAAUCCUGAGAAGAGUUUGGGGGCUGGGGAGGGUAGGGGUGCCUAGCCCACACCUCUGCAAUAACUGGACCAGAGGAAGCUGCUGUCACCUCCCCCUCCCUGGCGGGCAGCCAGUCCCCAGUGCCCCCUGGCAGGGGGGCCCUGGGCUGGUUGGGGGCGGGCCCGGGGCUAUCCAUUCCAUUUGGUUCCACAUUUCCUUUCCACUCUUCCUGCCAAGAGCCUGCCCCUGUGCUCUGUCCUGGGGAACAUGGUAUUUAAAAGAGAGACUAUAUUGGUA